AAAGUAACCUGCCGCCAAACAAUAAUCUUUUGUCAUUGUUAAAUAUUUUUAAGAAACAUAAAUUAUUGCUGUCAAAAUUCAUUGAUAUAUUAAAAAAGACGCUGAAUAUGAAUUAUCAAUCAUAAAACUUUUCAAAUAUAUUCAGUAAAUAUUCUAAUGCUAUCGAUAGAGAACGGAAACACUUUUCUUUAAUUUUUCUUUUGUAUUGUUUCGAUUCGAGAAAUUAACAUCAGAUGGAGUUAGAAGGAGAGCCAAUUAAAAGGAAGUUCAAAAAACAAAGAGUUCCUACAGAUCCAUUUGAAUACAUUAACGAAUUCCACUUGCGCAAUUUAGUGUUACAGCAUUUAAGAUUUGAUGAAGUCUUAUCAGCUUCAACCGUAUCACCAAAAUGGAAAGAAAUCAUUGCAAAUUCAGACAGUGCAAUGUCAAGAAUGAAAAUGAAUUUCUACGACAGUUCAUCAACUUAUCCCACACGAACUGAAGUCACAAAAUUACUUAAGUCCAGUAGAAGAUACAAAGCUCUCGAAUUUGAUUUCCGUCUAAUGUCAAAUAUCGAAAGAAAAUUGCUUCUACUUAAAAGAUUCUCUCUUUCAUUAGUCGAUUUAACGUUAACUUAUCGUUGUCGUGUACCAAUCAACAAACUACCUUUAAACAUUUCAUUUCCUCAACUUCGUACUCUUCAAUUAGAUAUCUGUCUGAAAUCUAACAACCUCAUAACAGAAUGUUUUACACAAGUGGAAGAUUUAGAAACAAUAACAUUCAAUGGUGCUGGAGGUCAUACACAAUCAACCAUCGAUUUAAUUAAAAGGCAGAACAAACUCAAGAAACUUAACAUUGAAUGCUGGAAUCGAGAAAUUUUAUUCGCCCACAACGUGUUCAAAGAUGCAAAAUUUAAAUUGGAAUCACUAUCAUGGAAUUCUUGUGAAAAGAAACCAUUGAGUAUAACACCACAAAUCAAUUUCAAUGAAUUCCUUUUGCAACAUUCCAACACGUUAACAUUCAUCUUUAUUGACACUAUCACGAAGAUAGAUCUUAUGGUUAUUGUCAACGAUUUAAAAGCUCUCAAAACGCUUCACUUCCAUAUAAUAUUAGGAUCCAGAACAGAUUUAAUAUUCAAGUCAAAUCACUGCAUACAGGAAUUGAAAACAAACGAAUUCUACGGUGUCGAAUUACUUCCCAAAGGUUUGCUGAAAUCAUUAAAGGCAAUAGAACAUUUAAUUCUAAAUCAUUUGGAUGAAGACAUUCUUAAUUGGAUCGCAGGCAAUUUGAUGUCAUUGAAGAAGCUUACUUAUGAUACAGCAUCAGAAAUCCAAGAUAUCAAUGCUUAUUAUAGUCUACUUACGUCUCGACUUGGACAUCUUGGAUGGAAUGUAAACAUUGAAUUAGAACAAACUUAA
This is a messenger RNA of Clunio marinus, 1397 nucleotides long. NCBI's taxonomy places the organism in Eukaryota, Metazoa, Arthropoda, Insecta, Diptera, Chironomidae. The record is from the annotation of a GenBank genome assembly.